Molecule: messenger RNA, 1455 nt
Organism: Hymenoscyphus albidus
Lineage: Eukaryota; Fungi; Ascomycota; Leotiomycetes; Helotiales; Helotiaceae
Source: the annotation of a GenBank genome assembly
GUCAAACAGUUUCUUGGAAGACUCCAGAAACUCUUCCUCUCUCUAUAUAUAGAGGAAGAGAUUGCAUGUAUGUAGUCUUCACGCACUUCUUAAUUGAAUAUUCGAAACCACACCUUUGAGCUAUUCGAGGUCUGGCCUCUCACACAGACAUCUCUUUCUGCCGGCGGCGCUGAACGAUGUGAAAGGCAUCCAUGAUUUGGUUAAGCGCUCGAGACUCGUGAAUAACCAUAGCAGUGCUACUGCUUUCCGGCGUUGCCUUUAGACUGUAUCGUUUCUCCAGCGCUGAGACGUCUGUGAAGGCGUCUUUGAUGGACACAAGGGCCUCUCCGACAGCGCCACCGAUUUGAGGCCACUUCUCGCGAAGCGCGGGGAGCUCGUACCCGUUGUUCUGAGCUUUCACAAUUUCACCCCAGAUAUUAAGGCGCUGGUUGAGGAGGGACAUUUGCGUGAGCGAGACUUCUAGGUCUCUGCUGUGAUUGCGUGCUAAGGUGAUACAGUCGAGGUAGUCGACGCAGGUCGUGAAGAGGCUUGCGAGGCCAAUCCCGCCGAUUGUUAGACCUGCUAUUUCGGCCAUAUCUUAUAUUCAGUCAAAGUGUGAAGUGUAGGAAUUUUUUUGAUAGAGUGUAUAGUGGUCAGCAGUGCCAGGUUGUAGAAGAUAACAGACGCAAGUAUCCUUAGACGCCAUUAUGCAGCCCCCAAACCCCGCAUACAGUACUGUAUAAGAUAGGUCGUUAGCUAGAUCGUAUCGACCUGAUCAACGGAUGACCUACAACAAUCGUAACUGUACAAUUGUUAGCUUGGAAACUAACUUUGGAAACGCGACUAUAGCAGCGAAGCGAAGAGAAGAAAUGUACGGACGAGAGCCGCAGCUAAGCGGGCGUCAAUCCUCGGGUAGCAAUGAAUACUACGGCAAUCACAUCCUCGGCGGACAAGUACAUAUAGGAAACGCGAAUUAUACACAUACGGGAGUCGAGAAUCAUUACUACAGCGGUUCGUCCUUCGUAAUGCAAACAGAGGACUACUACAAAACUAAUCAAUUGCCUAGGUAUAGAAGACCCGCUUAGCCUUCUACCGAACGCUGCCGACGCGCCUUUUAACUCAGUCGAACACCAAAAUGAACUCCUCUGCCUUCCUAACACUCGAGCUAACCUGCUACAAGAGAUAUACGACUGGGCUAAUAGACAAGAUGAGCGGUAUAUAUUCUGGCUUAAUGGUUUGGCUAGCACGGGGAAAUCGACCAUUGCGCGUACUAUUGCCCGGAGAUACUUUGAGAAAGAGCGCCUUGGGGCUAGCUUCUUCUUCUCGAGAGGUAGCGGAGAUGUGGGCCAUGCUAGCAAGUUCUUUACAAGCAUUGCCGUGCAGCUUGCAAAUCAUAUACCGUCUCUUCGACAAUACAUUAAUAAUACGAUUUCUAAGCGUAAAGAUAUUGCUGGUCAGUCCUUCCGCGAUCAAUAG